CCCUGUCACCCUUCUGGAAGAUCUGAAUUGAGUUUCUAGCUCUUGGAUUUGGCCUGGUCCACUCCUGGCUGUUUCAAGAAUUUGAGGAGCUUUUAGGAGCUUUCUUUCUCUGUGUUUCUUUCUGUAUCUGCCUUUAAAAUAACUAAAUAGAUAGGUGCUUUUAAAAAGUUUUAAACUGGACUUUAAGGACUCUGGGGUCCUUGCAGCUCAUUUUAAGGAUUCUGCAAAUAUUGAUUAAUUUUCAACCAGAUAAUGAAAAAUUAAGCCACCUCAAGGAACUGAGCCAUUACUUUAAGUAGUUUGAAAUAUUCCUGCUCUGGACUCUGUUGGAAAAAUGUUCUCCUCACCUAAUGCCUUCAUUUUCUGAAUAAGUAAACUGUAGAUCUAGACAAAUAUCUUUCCAAGUGGUAUUUUGUCAAGUCACUUGAGUCUUUCUGAGGUUUGAGUUGGAUAUGAUUCCAAAGAAAGCAGUGUCCUAAGCGUCUAUGAUUGUGCGUGUAUACGUGCCUGUGUGUGCCCACAAGGAAGCCAGAACAUUCCCAGCAGAGCAGUAGUAGAAUUUGGUUCCUUUUGGAACUCCAGAAAACCUGGAUGUAGGCCUGACCCUCAUACCUCCCUCACGUUCACUUCUGCUUGUCCCUGCCCAGCUCCUUCUUGCCCACUUCCUGCCUGAGCCCUGCUGGGAAGGGACCAGCACAGUGCCUUUAGCUUCUCUCUGUUCUGCCCACUCCCGCCUGCAGUGAAGUGAGUUUCUGUUCUUUCUUCUGACUUCCUGUGCGCCUCGGAAACCUCAGCCUCAAUGAAAGAAGAGUUAGAAGGCUGGGGACCGUUAUGCCAAACAUAGACUCUGACCUGACGUUGGGGGAGCUGCAUCUGUGAUUUUUCUGGAGACAAUCGGAGCAUUCACACUCAGUGUGACUACGAAGAGACUGACUGCAAUGUUCCGGUCCUAGUUGCCGUCUGAGAGGAUGUCCGGGGUGUCUGAGCCCCUUAGUCGAGUAAAGGUGGGCACGUUACGCCGGCCUGAAGGCCCUCCAGAGCCCAUGGUGGUGGUACCAGUAGAUGUAGAAAAGGAAGACGUGCGUAUCCUGAAAGUCUGCUUCUACAGCAACAGCUUCAAUUCUGGGAAAAACUUCAAACUGGUCAAAUGCACUGUACAAACAGAGAUCCGGGAGAUCAUCACCUCCAUCCUAUUGAGUGGGCGGAUCGGGCCCAACAUCCAGCUGGCUGAGUGCUAUGGGCUGAGGCUGAAGCACAUGAAGUCAGAUGAAAUCCACUGGCUGCACCCACAGAUGACAGUGGGUGAGGUUCAGGACAAGUAUGAAUGUCUGCACGUGGAAGCCGAGUGGAGGUAUGAUCUCCAAAUACGUUACCUGCCUGAAGACUUCAUGGAGAGCCUGAAAGAAGACAGGACCACGCUGCUUUACUUUUACCAACAGCUCCGGAAUGACUACAUGCAGCGCUAUGCCAGCAAGGUCAGCGAGGGAAUGGCCCUGCAGCUGGGCUGUCUGGAGCUCAGGCGCUUCUUCAAGGACAUGCCCCACAACGCACUCGACAAGAAGUCCAACUUCGAGUUCUUAGAAAAGGAAGUGGGCCUGGACCUGUUUUUCCCAAAGCAAAUGCAGGAAAACUUAAAGCCCAAGCAGUUUCGGAAGAUGAUCCAGCAGACGUUCCAGCAGUAUGCCUCGCUCAAGGAGGAAGAGUGUGUCAUGAAGUUCUUCAACACCCUUGCUGGCUUUGCCAACAUCGACCAGGAGACAUACCGCUGUGAACUCAUUCAAGGAUGGAACAUUACCGUGGACCUGGUCAUUGGCCCAAAAGGCAUCCGCCAACUGACGAGUCAAGAUGCAAAGCCUACCUGCCUGGCUGAGUUCAAGCAGAUCAAGUCCAUCAGAUGCCUCCCACUGGAGGAGGGCCAGGCAGUUCUGCAGCUGGGCAUCGAAGGCGCCCCCCAGUGCUUGUCCAUCAAAACCUCGUCUCCAGCAGAGGCUGAGAACAUGGCUGACCUCAUUGAUGGCUACUGCCGGCUGCAGGGAGAACACAAGGGCUCGCUCAUUGUUCAUCCCAAGAAAGAUGGUGAGAAGCGGAACAGCCUGCCACAGAUCCCCAUGCUAAACCUGGAUGAUCGGCGGUCCCACUUCUCGGAAAGCUGCAGCAUAGAGUCUGACAUCUAUGCAGAGAUUCCCGAUGAGACUCUGAGGAGGUCAGGAGGCCUGCAGUAUGGCAUCUCCCGUGAAGACGUGGUUCUGAAUCGUAUUCUUGGUGAAGGCUUCUUUGGGGAGGUCUAUGAAGGGAUCUACACCAAUCACAAAGGGGAGAAAAUCAGCGUGGCUGUCAAGACCUGCAAAAAAGACUGUACUCUGGACAACAAGGAAAAGUUCAUGAGUGAGGCAGUGAUCAUGAAGAACCUUGACCACCCACACAUCGUGAAGCUGAUGGGCAUCAUCGAGGAGGAGCCCACCUGGAUCAUCAUGGAGUUGUACCCCUAUGGGGAGCUGGGCCAUUACCUGGAGCGCAACAAGAACUCCCUGAAGGUGCUUACGCUUGUUCUGUACUCGCUGCAGAUUUGCAAGGCUAUGGCCUACCUGGAGAGCCUCAACUGUGUGCACAGAGACAUUGCUGUCCGGAACAUCCUAGUGGCCUCCCCUGAGUGUGUGAAGCUAGGUGACUUCGGCCUGUCCCGGUACAUUGAGGAUGAGGAGUAUUACAAAGCCUCUGUGACUCGCCUGCCCAUCAAGUGGAUGUCCCCUGAGUCCAUCAACUUCCGCCGCUUCACGACGGCCAGUGAUGUCUGGAUGUUUGCCGUGUGCAUGUGGGAGAUUCUGAGCUUUGGGAAGCAGCCCUUCUUCUGGCUGGAGAACAAGGAUGUCAUCGGGGUACUCGAGAAAGGGGAUCGACUGCCCAAGCCUGACCUCUGCCCACCCAUCCUUUAUACCCUCAUGACCCGCUGCUGGGACUACGACCCCAGUGACCGACCCCGCUUCACCGAGCUCGUGUGCAGCCUCAGUGACAUUUAUCAGAUGGAGAAGGACAUUGCUAUAGAGCAGGAGAGGAAUGCUCGCUACCGACCUCCCAAAAUCUUGGAACCCACAGGCUUCCAGGAACCCCCACCCAAGCCCAGCCGGCCCAAGUAUAGACCCCCUCCACAAACCAACCUUCUGGCUCCCAAGCUGCAAUUCCAGGUCCCCGAGGGUCUGUGUGCCAGCUCUCCCACGCUCACCAGCCCUAUGGAGUACCCAUCUCCUGUAAACUCGCUGCACACCCCGCCUCUGCACCGACAUAAUGUCUUCAAGCGCCACAGCAUGCGGGAGGAGGACUUCAUCCGACCCAGCAGCCGAGAAGAGGCCCAGCAGCUAUGGGAGGCAGAGAAGAUGAAGAUGAAGCAGAUCCUGGACAAGCAGCAGAAGCAGAUGGCAGAAGACUACCAGUGGCUGAGGCAGGAGGAGAAGUCCUUGGACCCUAUGGUCUACAUGAAUGACAAGUCCCCACUGACCCCAGAGAAGGAGGCCGGUUACACGGAGUUCACAGGGCCCCCUCAGAAGCCACCGCGGCUCGGCGCACACUCCAUCCAGCCCACGGCCAACCUGGACCGCACUGACGACCUGGUGUACCUCAACGUCAUGGAGCUGGUACGGGCUGUGUUGGAACUCAAGAAUGAGCUCUGCCAGCUGCCCCCCGAGGGCUAUGUGGUAGUGGUGAAGAACGUGGGGCUGACCCUGCGGAAGCUCAUCGGGAGUGUGGACGACCUCCUGCCCUCCUUACCCUCAUCCUCUCGGACAGAGAUUGAAGGAACCCAGAAGCUGCUCAACAAAGACCUGGCUGAGCUCAUCAACAAGAUGCGGCUGGCCCAGCAGAACGCCGUCACCUCCCUGAGCGAGGAGUGCAAGCGGCAGAUGCUCACGGCUUCCCACAUUCUGGCUGUGGAUGCCAAGAACCUGCUCGACGCUGUGGACCAGGCCAAGGUUCUGGCCAAUCUGGCCCACCCACUUGCGAGUGACUGAGAGUGGGGUCACCUGCCCUCGUGCUCUGCCCCCUGCCUAUUGUGUCCCUCCCUGCCUUGCCCCAAGGCCGAGGGGAGUCCUUCCCUUGCCACUUUGCACGACCUCCCCUCCCCACUUCUACCCCAGACCGUGCUGCUCAGGCCGCAGCUGGACAAAGGGGACUUUGGGAAUGGACACCCAGGGCAGAGGUGACACAGUUGUCUCCAAGGGGCUGGGGCUGCCACCCGGCCCACUGGCUUCACACCCCAGCCCAAAUGCUGGAGCUUGACAGGGGUCCCCAGCAGCUGAGAUGGCAUCAUGCAUGGCCAUGACAGGUCCAUCAGAAACAAGCUGUUGAUCCUCAUUCGUCUUCAUCCCUCUGAGGUCCCCUGAUGCACAGAGGAUUCAGGCAGGGGAUUCAUUUCAGAGGUGGAGUGAAGACAAGAUCAGGGAGGGGCCUGGCUUUCUUGUACAGUGUAUAUUGAAUUUAUUUAAUGCGAGCUUAGCCUGGACUGACAGCCGUGUGCCCCCCUGAGGGAGGACCUGGGACAGAGGCCAGGACCAAGCUAAUUGGAAAUCUGGGCACAGGAUGCUGUGUUGUCAACAGACCAAGUGUCAGGAGGAAGUGAGAGGUGGAGACCAGAACAGGACUGUGCGGGCCGCUCUCUCCCUCCGCCACCUGUCUCUCCCCCUCCUCCCCCUUCCCUUUUCCUACACCCCUCUUCUCAUCUGCCCCAUCCUUUCUGCGUGUUUGUGUAAAACACUUUUAUCUUCUUUCUAUCUGACUGUGGUUGAAUUAAAAUUGUACCAUUUGC
Ochotona curzoniae (black-lipped pika) is the source of this 4795-nucleotide messenger RNA. RefSeq names its product protein tyrosine kinase 2 beta (gene PTK2B). Gene Ontology annotation, cellular component: focal adhesion; cytoskeleton. The transcript is spliced from 31 exons. The record is from RefSeq and is a predicted model, not a curated record. Gene Ontology annotation, molecular function: ATP binding; protein tyrosine kinase activity. Bases 969 to 4001 code for a protein of 1010 amino acids. NCBI's taxonomy places the organism in Eukaryota, Metazoa, Chordata, Mammalia, Lagomorpha, Ochotonidae. Gene Ontology annotation, biological process: signal complex assembly; protein phosphorylation.